Messenger RNA from Oryza sativa Japonica Group (Japanese rice), 1063 nucleotides. RefSeq lists its product as uncharacterized. Gene Ontology annotation, molecular function: protein binding. The record is from RefSeq and is a predicted model, not a curated record. NCBI's taxonomy places the organism in Eukaryota, Viridiplantae, Streptophyta, Magnoliopsida, Poales, Poaceae.
AAACCUUACCCAAAUCCACACUGAUCUCGUCAUGGCAGCUCCAAAUCCUUCUGCUACUAUGGCGGCGGCGGCGGCGUCCACGCCGGCGAGGGCUUGGUGGCGGGCGGCUGCUCCGGCGAGUGCCUCAACUGCAGCUGUAAGCUGCUUCCGAGUUGGGGCCAAGAGCCUCACAGGGCUUCAGAUGACAAGCACCCGCGCGAACAAAGUUCGGACAGUUCAUGUCAAAAGCGGGGAGGCAGAAGGAAGUCCAAGCACAGAGAGCAUCACCCGCGACGAGGAAACUCUGCAGCGUGACUUGCAAACAGCGAUUCAGGAAGAAAACUAUGCCCAGGCCGCGAAGCUCAGGGACGAGCUCCGAGUCCUCCAGGAGGACAGCAGGUCAGCAGUGCUGGCAGCGAAUGCGCGGUUCUACAAUGCCUUCAAGAACGGGGAUCUUGUCGCAAUGCACUCGGCAUGGGCGAAGGGCGACCAUGUGUACGUUGUUCAUCCUUCGGCAGGCCGGAUAUCGGGCUACGACAUGGUGAUGCAGAGCUGGGAGAUGGUGUGCGACGCGGACUACGAGUUCCCUCUCCAGAUUGAUCUGCAGGAUGUUGAGGUCCAUGUGAGAGGUGAUCUUGGGUAUGUGACCUGCCUGGAGCUGGUUAAGACCAAAGGGAGCAGCAGCUGGGGAAGGCAGGUUGCGACCAAUGUGUUUGAGAAGGUUGAUGGCAAAUGGUUCAUUUGUAUCCACCAUGCCUCUCACUUCGAUGAGUGAGGCUGAAUUUCUUGGAGAGAGGAAGAGCUGCAAGUGCAGAUAUGGCGUGAGGUUUUGCAGUACAGGCGUGAGACAUAUACUUCGCUGUUUUCUUAAGGUCCUUGAUAUGACCUUUUUGUAGAACCCUUUUUGUACCAAUACUAUCAUCGAAUGAUGCUGCUAUUUUGAGGAGUAUUAGUAGUAGGUACAGACAACCAGAACCCUGAUGGAAUUGUAACUCGGCGUGGCUGAGAUAUUCGUCAGACUGUUAAGUCCCUUUUCCUACUGUUGUACGCUGCAAUCUAUCCGCGUGCAGAUGUAUUUUGCCAA